Triticum dicoccoides is the source of this 868-nucleotide messenger RNA. RefSeq names its product subtilisin-chymotrypsin inhibitor-2B-like. Gene Ontology annotation, biological process: response to wounding. Lineage: Eukaryota; Viridiplantae; Streptophyta; Magnoliopsida; Poales; Poaceae. The record is from RefSeq and is a predicted model, not a curated record. Gene Ontology annotation, molecular function: serine-type endopeptidase inhibitor activity. The transcript has a single exon. The coding region runs from base 49 to 342 and encodes 97 amino acids.
UAUAGCACGUUGAUUGGGCAAACACAUCACACAAGAAAGUAUUACUCCAUGGGAGCUCAAAAGGGUCCUGCUGGGGUUAGUGUGAUCAUGGUGAGUCUGAUCAUAGUGAUCAUGUCCACUGCGGCUAUGAGCUGCUCGAAGAAGGCGGCCACCGACGAGAAGACGUCCUGGCCGGAGGUGGUAGGGUUGAGCGUGGAGAAGGCCAAGGAGAUCAUCCUCAAGGACAAGCCCGACGCCGACAUCGUCGUCCUCCCCGUUGGCUCGCCGGUCACCAAGGACUACAGGUCCCAGCGCGUCCGCAUCUUCGUUGACAUCGUCGCCGAGACCCCCCACACUGGCUAGCUAAGCUACCUGCCUAAACAUAAGUAUUUAUUUUUGUCAAGGGUAUACAUGGACGAAUAAUUUCAUAUACGCCCGCCGCAUAUGGAUCAAUGCAUGGAUGUCACGGGUUUGUGUGCUAGCUCUUGGAUCCUUCAUAUUGCAUCUAUUUCUUUAUGAGUUUUUUUCCUAUAUGGUUGGACGGAGUUGGAUUAUCUUCUGGCCACCCUUGGUGUCGGCUUCUCCAGGAUGUCGGUCUAUGUUGAGGACUUUUCAGGAACUUCUUGUAUAAACUUCUGGGUUUCAGUGAGGCGGUGGCGAUGCUCAAAGCACCAACGACCGACAUGUCACAACACCGCUCUCUCGUCGAAGAGAUUAGCAGCAGCACGCCGUCAUGCUAGAGAGCUUGUAUUUGUGCAGUGGAGCUGUUGGCAGAAUACCGCGAGUCAUGAGUUGGCCGCGUAUAGCCGUAGCACCCCACGUACGGCAGUCUGGUUCACAGGUGGACCGAACUUUCUUGUAAACUUGGUUAAGGCCGAGAGGCCUCCUU